Artibeus jamaicensis (Jamaican fruit-eating bat) is the source of this 2391-nucleotide messenger RNA. It is a transcript of the gene MS4A14, whose product is annotated as membrane spanning 4-domains A14. The coding region runs from base 1 to 2391 and encodes 796 amino acids. The record is from RefSeq and is a predicted model, not a curated record. Gene Ontology annotation, biological process: cell surface receptor signaling pathway. Gene Ontology annotation, cellular component: plasma membrane. NCBI's taxonomy places the organism in Eukaryota, Metazoa, Chordata, Mammalia, Chiroptera, Phyllostomidae. The transcript has 6 exons.
AUGGGGUCAUCAUUUGAGGUCAAAAGAUCGACCCAUGCCAUCACUUUACAACCAAAUGAAACCGUAUUGACUGCGUUUCCCUAUGGGCCUCAUAGCUCUCUGCUGGAUUUCCUCAAGGGAGAGCCCAGAGUCUUGGGGGCUGUUCAGAUCCUGCUUGCCUUGAUCAUUGUGAGCAUUGGGACAAUUUUUGCAUUUAAUUACUUCAGUUACUCCCAAAGAUUUCCACUUGUUUUCUUCACAGGAUAUCCAUUCUGGGGAGCGCUUAUUUUUAUUAUUACAGGAUAUGUCACAGGAUUCAACAGGAAGGAAAAAUGUCUGGGGCAAGAUGUCAUGGCCAUGAAUGUGAUCAGUUCCUUGGUUGCAGUGGCUGGGAUUGCUCUCACCAUUAUCAGCUUUCAACAUCAGCACCAGUACUGCGACUCGCCUUCCAUCGAAGGAAUAUGUGUUAUAGGUAGAAUCCUUUUCACUGGCAUUUUGUCAGUCUUACUAAUCAUCAGCUUGGUAGAGCUCAGCAUCUCUGUGACUAUAGCCUCCUUUAGAAGCAAGUGCUGGACAAGGUCAAAUGAGAUUGUGUUUCUCUUGCCUUUGGAUGUUACUCACGAGAGUGAAUUAUCUAUCCCUGAUGAAAAUGCUAUAAUACAAAUGGACCUUCAAGAAGAGCCAAACAGAGGUGACUCACCAACAAACAUACAACCUGUUUUCUUUGGAGGCUAUACUUUCUUCAAGUUAAGAGUCUCAAGAAAUCCUUUAACCUUCCAUCAUUCAGAGAGAAAAGGCAGUAACAAUUACUACAAAUCUUCUUCAUCUGGGUCAGAUGAACAACAGAAAAAUAUCCCUUCCCCUUUUAGCUAUUAUGAGGAAGAAACUGAGCAGAAACCUUUGCCUCCCAAGUCAGAGAAAAGGCCCUCAGAAGAUGACGCACACAGUGAUCGAAUAAAUGAUGAAGAUCUACAAUUUGCUGUUGAAUAUCCCUCUGAAAGGCAAACCCAAAUGCUGCAGGCUGAAGCCUUGCCACUCCAAGUUUUUCCAUCCCAUUCUGUAAAAAGUCUUGAAGCAUUACCACCCAAUCACUUGCCAUCUCAAGCUCUGUCAGCACAAACCCUGUUAUAUGAAGCCCCCACACACCAUGUCACACAGUCUCAUGACCUGAUACCCAAAGACAUGCCAGCACAAGACAUGCCUUCCCAAGAUAUGCUUUCCCAAGUACAGGAUCUGCCAAUAAAAGCCAUGCAACUUGAAACCCAAACAUUUCAUGCUGUGCAGGAUCUUAGUGUACAACAGCUAGAACAGAAAUUCUUGGGCCUUCAUCUACAAAACAUCCAACAUCUAGACCAGCAAUUUACACAUACGUCAUAUCAGGACAUUCAAUCAGAAGUAAAUUUGCUGACCCAAGAAUGGAAAUAUGAGAAACACCAAAGCAGGAAAUCCAUCAGGAAGCAUUCCUUUGACCAGCAUAGUAAAGGCUGGCAAUCUCCAACAAAUAAAUUCCUAGACUUGCCAAUCCAAGCCCCACAACCCCCAAGGAAGAAAUCCCUAGACCAACAUAUCAAAGGCUGGCUAUCCCCAAAGAGGCACUCUAUAGAUAAACAAGUCCAAGGUAAACAAUUCUCAGAUCAGCAAGCUGAAGACCAGUUAUCCCAAGGAAAGCAAUCUCUAAAACAACAAUCCCAAAAUGAACAAGGUGAAGACCAGCAGGACAGAGAGGAGAAAUCCCUCGGGAAACAAAGCCAACAUAAAGAAGCUAAAGACCUGCAGGCCCAAGAGGAGAAAUCCCUAGAACAGCUAGACCAACAUCAACAAUCCCAAAUCCUGAAGUACCAAGACUGGCAAUCUUUAGGCCAACAAUCCCAAGAGUGGAGUAUGCAAGAAUGGAGAAACAGAGAGUGUAAAGCACAAGAAUGCCAAUUUGAAAUGAAGCAUUCCCUAAAUUGGGAGUCCCAAGCCUGGCAAACCCAAGAUCUAUUAGAGAAAGAAUUCCUAAAGCAGAAAGUUCUAUACAAAGAAACCCACACUCUGCAUGCUGUACCUCAACAGCAAUCACAAGAUGACAUAGUUCCAGACAGUCAGUAUCAAGGUAAGAACCAACAAGAUCUUCAGUCCACUGGUAUCCCAAAAGAAGAUAUGCAACUAGUCCCUAUACAAACAAAAGACCUCAAACUAGUGGACAUGAAAAGUCUAUGCCAAAAGUCAAGUGAGAUACAAUCAGAAGACACAAAGCCAGAUUUUCAUCAUGCCUCCUGCCAAAGCUCAGUACAAGAUGCGUCUUCCACCUAUUCAUCCAAUGUAGGUUCAGAACAAGAUAUGCAAGAUGUGCAACAAAACGCUUCAAUUAGCUCAACUUUAAUCUCAUGUUAUGCAAGGGAUCAACAGCAAUCUGAAGACUCUGACUAA